Messenger RNA from Impatiens glandulifera, 1948 nucleotides. RefSeq lists its product as uncharacterized. The transcript has 2 exons. Bases 195 to 1856 code for a protein of 553 amino acids. The record is from RefSeq and is a predicted model, not a curated record. Lineage: Eukaryota; Viridiplantae; Streptophyta; Magnoliopsida; Ericales; Balsaminaceae. Gene Ontology annotation, cellular component: Golgi apparatus.
UUCCUUUAUAGUCUUGAUCAUAGAAAUCAAGUGGAGAUUACAAUUUACAUUUACAGGGAAGGUUAGAGAGAGAAUCUGUGUGUGUCCUCUAGGGUUAGAGUAGAGCAGACAGAGAUUACGUUUUUCUGCUUCGAUGAUGAUAAACAGCAUCUUCAUAUAAGGUAGCCUUGAUUGAGUUCAUUUGUUCUUGAAAAAUGUUGAACCGAAAUUCAUUAUCAAGAACUGGAAAUUUCUUGCCCGAAAAACUUGGCCAAGAUGUUGUGAAACUAAUUAGCAACCUCUGUUUCACCAUUUUCGUGAUCGGAGUACUGGUUUUCACCAUUAUAGCUGCUACAUACGAGCCGGAGGAUCCACUCUUUCUUCCGUCGAACAAACUAACAAAUUUCCUCACCUCGACUUCAAACGCGACGUUCAAAUCCGACAACUCGGUUGUUAGAACGGGAGAGGACUUCAUGCCUGCAAACCAAACCGAUUUCGCAAACUUCAUAAAUGUAACCGAUUUCGAAACAUUGGAGCCCACGAAGGUUAAUUGUGAAGGUGAAAUCGAUUGCACUGAUCCUGAAGUUUUUCAACUUAUGAUGAAGUCGGCUAUUGAGCGUUUCAAUGAUAUACAUUUUUACCGUUUUGGAAAAUCUGUUCGCGGCGAUAUGGAUAAUUCUUGCCACAUGGCGUGGAGGUUUAGGCCCAAGGAAGGAAAGGCGGCUGCAUUUUAUAAGGAUUAUCGGAGCUUCGAGAUUUUGAGAUCGGAGAAUUGUAGUAUGAGCGUCGUUUCGAUCGGAGAGUAUCAUUCAGGUCAGAAUGCUCGAAAGAGAAAAAGGAAGAAUGAAAAGGCUGGUUUUGAGAAAGAACAACCGUCGGUUAAUCUUCCGGUGGUCGGGGAGACCGAUGGGGUGAACGAUACCCUUCCCGUGGUUGAAUCUCGGGGGUCAUUUGGAACCGGGAAGUACUUGGCGUACGUGGGCGGAGGGGAUCGGUGCAAGAGCAUGGAUCAUUAUCUGUGGAGUUUCAUGUGUGCGUUAGGGGAAGCGAAAUAUUUGAACCGAACUUUGGUUAUGGACUUGAGUGUUUGUUUGAAUUCGAUCUACACUUCCUCGGGUCAAACCGAAGAAGGGAAGGAUUUUCGAUUCUAUUUCGAUUUCGAGCAUUUGAAAGAAUCGGCCUCGGUUUUAGACCACUUUCAAUUUUGGUCCGACUGGAAGAAAUGGCAUCGGAAAGACCAUUUACGUCUCCAUCUCGUCGAGGAUUUUCGUAUAACCCCGAUGAAACUAACCGACGUCGAGGACACAUUGAUCAUGAGGAAAUUUGGAAUGGCGGAGCCGGAUAAUUAUUGGUACAGGGUUUGCGAAGGGGAGACGGAAUCCAUUGUGCAAAGGCCGUGGCAUUUGGUGUGGAAAUCGCGACGGUUAAUGGACAUAGUUUCGGCGAUCACGGCUCGGCUAAAUUGGGAUUUCGAUUCGGUUCAUAUAGUGAGAGGAGAGAAGGCAACGAAUAAGGAGGUUUGGCCGAAUCUAGAAACGGAUACUUCUCCCGAAUCGAUUCUCUCCGUUCUGUCAGAGAGAAUCGAUGACGGGAGGAACGUAUACGUCGCGACUGAUGAACGGGACGUGUCGUUUUUCGACCCGUUGAAGGAUAAAUAUACUACACAUUUUCUGGAGGAAUAUAAAGAUUUGUGGGAUGAGAAUAGCGAGUGGUAUUUGGAAACGAAGAAGCUUAACAACGGAGUCGGGGUUGAGUUUGACGGUUAUAUGAAGAAUUUGGUUGAUACGGAAGUGUUCUUGAGAGGAAAGAAGCAGAUUGAAACAUUUAACGAUCUCACUCGGGAUUGUAAGGAUGGAAUUAACACUUGCACUUUGUAACACUUUGUAGUUUUCUUGAACUUAAAAACCUCUUCUUGGAAAAAAUAGACAUUUCUUUGAAUCCCACUAUUAAGGAUGUUUGGUUUAAAGAA